GGUGGGGACAGAAGGUUGGUUUUUUGGUAAAUGAAACUGUAACUGUUAGUCAACACGAGUAAUUGUCUGUUUCAAUCAGAGUAGCUACGAAUAUAUCGCCGACAGUAUGGCCGCACUGAGCAAUAAAUCUGACCAAGAAAUCAAGGACCUGCUGGAUGAGUAUGGAAUUAAGCAUGGGCCUGUCGUCGACACUACAAGACCACUGUAUGAGAAGAAGCUGAAAGAAGCCAUGGCCAAAGCCAAGGUCACUGUGACAAAACCAUCCCCAGACAGAACCUUCUACAGAGAGGACCAGGAAGAAGUCACCUACGUUACCUGUCAGACACCAGUUAGAAGUGAGGGGCCUUCUGGAGAUGGGAAACCCUACAUGAGGUCAAGACCAGAGUACAGCGAGAGGGACCGUGUGGAUGAUAAACCAUAUUCAAGACCCGAGUACAGCGAGAGAAACCGGGUGGAUGAUAAACCCUAUUCAAGACCAGAGUACAGCGAGAUAGACCGGGUGGAUGAUAAACCCUAUUCAAGACCCGAGUACAGCGAGAGAAACCGGGUGGAUGAUAAACCCUAUUCAAGACCAGAGUACAGCGAGAUAGACCGGGUGGAUGAUAAACCCUAUUCAAGAUCAAAACUAGAGUACAGAGAGAGGGACCGGGUGGAUGAUAAACCCUAUUCAAGAUCAAAACCAGAGUACAGAGAGAGGGACCGGGUGGAUGAUAAACUCUAUUCGAGAUCAAGACCAGAGUACAGCAGCGGAAGACAGUACAUUGAUGAGCCCCAUGUCUACAACACACCGUCGUCUUCAUCAUCCUACUCCAAACCAACGCCCGUGAUGAAGUCUGGAGGUGUCGUGAAGAAGGAAAACACGACGAGCUCUGGGAGACUGAUCCCUCUCUGGAUCCAGUUCCUGGUCUUCCUGAUCGUAGCCGGGUUCCUCUACUUCAUAUUCACUAACAUGGAGUCUGCAGAGAGUAGCCCCUUUAACAAAAUCCAAUGAUCAAAUUUACAAAUACAUGUCAAUCUGGGAUGUGUUCAUUAGGCAAGAAACGGUCCAAAAUGGGGAAGUACUAUUUGAACUUGCGCUAUAAGAAUCGCUUGUUUUCUGUUGGACAAUAUUUUGAAAAUGUUUCAUUUACGUGUGUCCUAAUGAAUACGACCCAUUUUUCAUAUUUUACAAAUAUAUUAUGGCAUUUCCCAUGCCUGUUUUUAACUCUUUUUGCGUGUUCUUUAUAUAAGGUGACUGACAUUGGGUUCUGGGAACUUUACUAUUGGUGAAAGGAAAGCAGUAACAUUUCCUCCUGUCCCAACUCCUAUUGUAGUUACUAGAUGGUGAUGUGUAUAUAGUGUUCUGUUUAUCAUAGAACUAUCUUAGGGUGCUUCUACUGUGGGUAAUAGUGAAGCCACUUUUACUCACAGUACUAUCUUCAUCUUCACAAAUGUAGAGAGCCCCCACAGCCCACAGUAAAUGUAGAGAGCCCACAGUAAAUGUAUAUGAUACGGUUUAUUUGGUAUGAUUUGGUAAUGGCUAUUUGUGGAAAGGUCCUGACACAAUGAGCCAUCUAGUUGUAUAGUCUUGUUUAGUCAGCCAGAUGCAGUAUCCUCAUAUUCUCUCUGCAUUCUUGGGGGUAUACAGUAAUACAAAGCAGUACUGUAGCUUGAAAUGGGCAUGGGGGGUCUAAUUGACUCAACAACCAAAAACACAUCUAAGUUUUAACUGGAAAAUGUCUAGUUAUUUCUGGAAGUUAGCUGGCUAACUCAUGGAUCCUGCAUUGUAGUAUACCCCUCAGGAGAACCCCUCAGGAGAACCCCACCUGGCAUUAAAGUUCUAAAUGCCGUCACAAAAUUCUAAAUGACGUUUUAAAGUUCUAAAUGACAUCACUAAAUUCUAAAUGACGUUUUAAAGUUAUAAAUGACGUUGCAAAAUUCUAAAUGACAUUAAAGUUCUACACAAGGCAAUCGUAAACAGAUCCACAGCCCCCCCCCCCCCGAUUUAAUUGUGGGGGACAAUACAGUUCUAAAUGAAGCGCCGUAGCAUUUUGAACUGUUAAUGAUUUCUAUCCAUACAUUUAUAGAAAUGUAAUUGCUGUGGUCGGUGUAUCGUCAUUUGUAAUGUGAGUUGUGGUUUUGUUAGAUGUACUCGUGUUAGCGCCUGGCGUCACCACAUGACAUGCCACAGCUUUUUAUUUUUCUACACCUGCAGUAUCAUUUGUAAUAGUAACUUUUUAAAGUUUUCAGACACUUGGUCUGUUAUCAGAGGAGAUCACUUUGGUCACACAAGAAUGUUUAUAAGCACAGGCUGUGUCCUAUAUAGGUAAUAGGAUGCCAUUUAGGACAGACUCAGUUUACAAAUGAAAAUACUUUCAGCAGGACAGUAACUGUUUACAUAGAUUUUUCUGACUGUUCAGAUAUAUUUUGUAUCCAGCCAUUGAGUCAUUCAUAGGAUUCUCCAACUUUAAAAUAAAUGUUUUUAUAUCAA
Messenger RNA from Salvelinus namaycush (lake trout), 2470 nucleotides. Its product is annotated as serine-rich 25 kDa antigen protein-like. The record is from RefSeq and is a predicted model, not a curated record. NCBI's taxonomy places the organism in Eukaryota, Metazoa, Chordata, Actinopteri, Salmoniformes, Salmonidae. The transcript has 12 exons. Bases 107 to 991 code for a protein of 294 amino acids.